UGUGAACUUGAAACUCAGUCGUUGAUUGACGGCCAAUAAGUUAAAGUGUAUUUUAUUUGCGAUCGCUCUGUGUAAAGACGCCGGCACCACGUGUUUUUUAUGAUAUUUUCAAUUUGACACAGUGUGAUGAAAUCAAUUAUCAUUUAAACAUUAUAAGCAAAUUGCCCAGCAACGUGCUCCAUCGAUCGAAUUUGAAACGGUUGAAAUUCGUGAAUUUAAUAGUUUGAUAUUCGACAAAUGAAUUUCUAUUGAACGACACUUCAGAACACUUACAGCUACGCAGUCAUAUAAUUUCAUUUUUAUUGAUUUUUUUCCGAACAUUGUCAAAUUUAGGGAAACCUGUUGGAUUCCAUAAAUAAAUAAUGGCUGCGUCACUAGUCCUACAAGAUGGUCAAAUUAUUUCCGGUGUGCCAUUCGGUGCCGAAGUGGACGUUGACGGUGAAGUGGUUUUCCAAACGGGCAUGGUCGGCUAUCCUGAAUCCAUGACUGAUCCGUCAUACCAUGCACAGAUUCUGGUUUUAACGUAUCCAUUGAUCGGAAACUAUGGAAUACCAGGCAAUGACUUAGAUGAAUUUGAUUUGCCAAAGUACUUUGAGUCCAUUGACAAGAUAUGGGUAGCUGGGCUGAUUGUGGACGAGCUGUGUGAAACGCCGUCACAUUGGAAAUUGAAGAAAACUUUGAGCAAAUGGAUGAUCGAGAAUAAUGUUCCUGGCAUAUCUGGAGUUGACACGCGAGCCUUGACCAAAAAGAUCCGUGAGAAUGGAACGAUUCUCGGCCGUAUCGUACAAGGCGAAAUCGAAUCAACGACAUCGAUUGUAUUCAACGAUCAAAAUGCAAGAAAUCUGGUCGCAGAAGUAUCCGUUAAGGCUGUGAAAACGUACAAUGAGUCUGGUACGCCGCGGAUAUGCGUCGUUGAUUGUGGAUUAAAACUAAAUCAGAUUCGUUGCUUUUUGAGUCGGGGCGCUAGAGUUGACGUUGUACCGUGGGACCAUCCACUUGAUCAAUCGGAAUAUGACGGUUUAUUUUUAAGCAAUGGUCCUGGCGAUCCAGUCAUGUGCAACAAGACGGUUCAAAAUAUUCGUAAAGUCCUCGCAAACAAGUCAGUUAAACCAAUCUUCGGUAUCUGCUUGGGCCAUCAACUUUUGUCCACUGCCAUCGGAUGUACAACUUACAAAAUGAAGUACGGCAAUCGUGGCCAUAAUUUACCUUGCAUACAUCAUGGCACUGGACGUUGCUUUAUGACAUCCCAAAACCAUGGAUUCGCUGUGAAUGCUGACACACUGCCGAAUGAUUGGAUUCCACUUUUCACCAAUGCAAAUGAUCAAACUAACGAGGGAAUAAUUCAUAAAACGAAACCGUUCUUCAGCGUCCAGUUUCAUCCGGAACAUACAUCAGGUCCAGAAGAUCUAGAAUUACUUUUCGAUGUGUUCCUGAAUGCCGUUUCCGUAAUGAAAUCAGGUGCAGCUGCUGAAGGUAUUCAAAAACAGAUUACGGACAAAAUCGCAUUCGAUGGUGCUAGUGAUGUGAAUCCUAUAAGGCCGAAAAAAGUGUUGAUUCUUGGCUCUGGUGGUCUAUCGAUUGGGCAGGCUGGUGAAUUUGAUUAUUCUGGCUCACAGGCCAUUAAGGCAUUGAAAGAGGAGAAAAUUCAAACAAUUUUAAUCAACCCCAACAUUGCUACUGUGCAGACAUCGAAAGGCUUGGCGGACAAAGUUUAUUUCCUGCCAUUGACUCCGAACUAUGUGGAACAAGUAAUUCGAUCUGAACGGCCGAAUGGUGUAUUGUUAACGUUCGGUGGACAGACUGCAUUGAACUGUGGCAUUGAAUUAGACCGAAGUGGCGUGUUCAAAAAGUACAACGUAAGAAUAUUGGGCACACCGAUUCUGUCAAUUAUUGAAACUGAAGACAGGAAAAUUUUUGCCGAUCGUGUCAAUGAAAUCGGAGAGAAAGUAGCUCCAUCCUGCGCUGUUUAUUCGGUUCAGGAAGCAUUAGAAGCUGCUGAGAAACUUGGCUACCCAGUGAUGAUAAGAGCGGCAUUUGCAUUAGGAGGCCUGGGUUCUGGCUUCGCUGACACCGAAAGUGAGCUUCGAACUCUUGCCCAACAAGCAUUAGCACAUUCCAGUCAACUAAUCAUUGACAAGUCGCUCAGAGGAUGGAAGGAAGUUGAAUACGAAGUUGUACGAGACGCUUAUGAUAAUUGCAUUACCGUUUGUAAUAUGGAAAAUGUCGAUCCGUUGGGAAUUCACACUGGAGAAAGUAUCGUGGUAGCACCAUCGCAGACGCUAUCUAAUCGAGAGUACAACAUGCUGCGAACAACAGCUUUAAAUGUUAUUCGCCAUUUCGGAAUCGUUGGCGAGUGCAACAUUCAGUAUGCUCUCAAUCCUAUGUCAGAGGAGUUCUACAUCAUCGAAGUCAAUGCGAGACUGUCCAGAAGUUCGGCUUUAGCCAGUAAAGCGACGGGAUAUCCGUUAGCAUACGUAGCGGCUAAACUAGCAUUAAACAUUCCAUUGCCCGAAAUCAAGAAUUCAGUUACUGGGGUGACAACAGCAUGCUUCGAGCCAAGUUUAGAUUAUUGUGUGGUGAAAAUGCCCCGUUGGGAUCUUUCAAAAUUCACCAGAGUCAGUAAAAACAUCGGUUCAUCCAUGAAGAGUGUUGGUGAAGUGAUGGCAAUUGGUCGCAAAUUCGAAGAGGCUUUCCAAAAAGCAUUACGAAUGGUAGAUGAGAAUGUAACCGGCUUUGAUCCGAAUUUGAAGCCUGUCGACGAAGAGGAACUAAAGGAACCAACAGAUAAACGUAUGUUUGUUGUGGCAGCCGCUUUAAACGCAAACUACACGGUAGAGAAGUUGUAUGAGUUGACCAAGAUCGACAGGUGGUUCUUGGAGAAAAUGAAGAAUAUAAUUGAGGUUUACGGACAGAUUGAAAAACAUGGACUGAACAUUCCCAAAGAGCUACUGUUAAGAGCGAAGCAGCUGGGCUUUUCGGAUAAGCAAAUAGCAAAUUCGGAAGGAAGCACCGAACUGGCAGUUAGAAGUCAACGCAAGGAGUAUGGUGUUCUUCCAUUCAUUAAACAAAUUGAUACGGUUGCUGGUGAGUGGCCAGCGUCUACAAACUACCUAUACAUGACAUACAACGCAACUGCUCAUGACAUCGAUUUUAUUGGUGGCUACACAAUGGUCAUCGGUUCAGGGGUGUAUCGGAUCGGUAGUUCGGUUGAGUUUGAUUGGUGUGCGGUUGGAUGCUUGCGUGAAUUACGGAAUUUGGGUCGGAAGACAAUAAUGGUCAACUACAAUCCUGAAACAGUCAGUACCGAUUACGAUAUGUGUGACCGAUUGUAUUUUGAGGAAAUCUCUUUCGAAGUUGUGAUGAACAUUUACGACGUUGAGAAUCCGGAAGGAAUAAUUUUGUCUAUGGGUGGACAGUUACCGAAUAACAUUGCUAUGGAUUUACAUCGGCAACAGGCCAGAAUUUUGGGAACAUCACCAGAAUCAGUUGAUGGUGCAGAAAAUCGCUUCAAAUUCUCGAGAAUGUUAGAUCGGAAGGGAAUUUUACAGCCACGCUGGAAGGAAUUGACAAACCUUAAGUCUGCGUUGGAGUUCAGCAAAGACGUUGGAUAUCCCUGCCUGGUUCGACCAUCAUAUGUUUUGUCUGGUGCAGCGAUGAAUGUUGCUCACUGUGAUAAAGACUUGGAGGAAUACUUGGUGUCUGCGUCAAAAGUAAGCAAGGAGCAUCCGGUCGUUAUUUCGAAAUUUUUAACCGAAGCGAAAGAAAUUGAUGUGGAUGCUGUGGCUGCUGAUGGUGAAAUAUUAUGUAUGGCUGUGUCCGAACACGUCGAAAAUGCCGGUGUUCAUUCGGGAGAUGCAACCUUAGUUACACCGCCGCAAGAUAUAAACGCUGAGACGUUGGAGCAGAUCAAGGUUAUUGCACGUGAUAUUGCGUCAUUGCUUGAUGUUACCGGACCAUUCAACAUGCAAUUGAUUGCGAAAAACAACGAACUGAAAGUCAUUGAGUGCAACGUACGAGUAUCGAGAUCAUUUCCAUUCGUAUCGAAAGUUCUUGAUCAUGAUUUCGUUGCUAUCGCAACUCGAGUUAUUGUGGGAUUGAGUGUGGAACCAGUCAAUGUUCUUCAUGGUACUGGAAAGGUGGGUGUUAAAGUUCCUCAAUUCAGUUUCGCUCGUCUAGCAGGAGCGGAUGUUAUGUUAGGUGUUGAAAUGGCUUCAACCGGUGAAGUAGCAUGCUUCGGAGAUAACCGAAACGAGGCGUAUUUGAAGGCGAUGCUGUCGACAGGCUUCCAAUUUCCAACCAAAGGCAUUCUGCUUAGUAUUGGCAGCUUCAAGCACAAAACUGAGCUACUUCCAUCGAUUCGGGCACUGGCCAAAAUGGGAUACAAAUUGUAUGCAUCGAUGGGUACUGGAGAUUUUUACACGGAACAUGGUGUCGAUGUUGAGUCAGUGCAAUGGACUUUCGAUAAAUUUAGUGAGGAUGGCGGUGAAUUACGUCACUUAGCUGAGUUCCUCGCCAACAAACAAUUCGAUAUGGUGAUCAAUCUACCUAUGCGAAACAGCGGUGCUCGUCGGGUGUCUUCGUUCAUGACACAUGGCUAUCGAACUCGCCGAUUAGCCGUCGACUAUUCUAUUCCCCUGGUCACAGAUGUUAAAUGCGCCAAAUUGUUAGUCGAUGCCAUGUGUUCCAUUCGUGGGCCACCUCCAAUGAAAACAUUCACCGAUUGCAUGACAUCGCGACAAAUGAUUCGUUUACCUGGAUUCAUUGACGUUCAUGUUCAUCUUCGGGAACCAGGUGCUACCCAUAAAGAAGAUUUUGCUUCUGGCACAGCAGCAGCGUUGGCUGGUGGUGUGACCCUUAUUUGUGCCAUGCCUAAUACAAAUCCUUCAAUCGUGGAUCGCAGUUCCUUUGAGCUAGUACAGGAAUUAGCCAAGGCAGGUGCGAGAUGUGACUAUGCUUUGUACGUGGGAGCUUCGUCUGAUAAUUAUUCAUCAAUUGUCGAAUUUGCUCCGCAAGCUGCAGCGUUAAAAAUGUAUUUAAAUCAGACAUUUUCAACAUUACAACUGAAUGACAUGAAUGUGUGGGAGAAGCAUUUCACUAACUGGCCGAAACGAGCUCCGUUGGUAGUGCAUGCUGAAAGACAGACAAUGGCCGCUGCCAUUCUUUUAGCAAGCGUUUUGGAUCGACCAAUUCAUAUUGCGCACGUGGCUCGAAAGGAAGAAAUUACUGUAAUCAGAGCAGCCAAAAAACAAGGAAUUAAUAUCACGUGCGAAGUUUGUCCACACCAUUUGUUCCUUUCCACCGAUGAUAUUGAUCGAAUUGGUGGUGGACGGUCCGAAGUAAGGCCAGUAUUAUGUUCGCCUGAGGAUCAACAAGCAUUGUGGAAUAAUUUAGACUACAUCGAUGUUUUCGCUACCGAUCAUGCACCACAUACUCGGGCCGAAAAAGAUUCCAUCAAUCCACCGCCCGGUUUCCCAGGAUUAGAAACGAUUUUGCCAUUACUACUGAACGCCGUCAACCAAAAUCGCUUGACGAUUGACGAUGUAAUUAAUAAAUUCCAUCGAAAUCCGAAAAGAAUUUUCAAUCUGCCGGAGCAAAGCAAUACAUACGUGGAGGUUGACAUGGAUGAGGAAUGGGUCAUUCCGAAGGAAACGGCAUAUUCGAAAGCAAAAUGGACUCCUUUCGCUGGAAUGAAAAUCAAAGGCUCCGUGCAUCGAGUAGUUUUGAGAGGAGAAGUUGCAUAUGUUGAUGGGGAAGUUUUAGUCGAUGCAGGGUAUGGUAAAAAUGUUCGAGAUUGGCCAAUGAAAAAGUCCGAGUUUCACAAAUCACUAGAAAAAAUAGACCAUCACAAUUUGGACGGUUCCCGAUCUGAAGUGAAGCCAUCUGAUCUAGUGACAGACGUUCAGGCCAACGAUGCGUUUUCAAAACUUUUGGCUGAGCCAUCGCCCAAGUUUACCGUAAGCUUCGGCGAGAAAAGUGUUCGUCCCGUAUCACCGUUGCCAUCUCGAGUUCGUUGUGAUUCUACAAGCAAUCCAACGCUAAAGGAAUUGGUACAACAUACAACAGCCGCAAGUGUGGUGCCACUUCAAGGGUUAACACACAAACACAUAUUGAGCGUAGACAUGUUCACGAAGGAGCACUUGAAUGACAUCUUUGAUUUGGCGCAAAUUUUCAAAGGGCGGGUGCUCAAAGAUCGACCAUUGAACGAUAUUUUAAAGGGCAAAAUUAUGGCGUUGGUGUUUUACGAAGUUAGUACCAGAACGAGUAGCAGCUUUGCUGCAGCUAUGCAGCGAUUAGGUGGAAAGGUUAUCACCAUGGAUGAGACCAGUUCGUCAGUGAAGAAAGGAGAAACGCUUGAAGACAGUAUUGCAACUCUAGCUGGCUAUUCCGAUGUUGUUGUUCUUCGACAUCCCGAACCAGGUGCUGCGACUCGGGCUGCAUUGCACUGUCGUAAGCCCAUGAUAAACGCAGGCGAUGGUGUUGGUGAACAUCCCACGCAAGCACUGCUGGAUAUUUUCACGAUCAGACAGGAGAUCGGAACAGUUAACGGUCUAACUAUAACAAUGGUUGGAGACUUGAAGAAUGGUCGUACUGUACAUUCCUUGGCGAGGUUGUUGACUCUAUACGACGUUCAGUUGCGGUACGUAAGUCCUGAAAAUCUGGGAAUGCCAAGAAAUAUUGUCGAUUUCGUCGAUUCGAAAGGAAUAUCACAAAAGUUUUACAGCAGCUUGGAGGAAGUGCUACCCGAAACCGAUGUCUUGUACAUGACGCGAAUACAACGAGAACGUUUCGCUUCUGAUGAAGAUUAUAACAGAUCGUGCGGUCAUUAUGUGGUAACACCGAAAUUAAUGACCAAGGCCAAGCGUCGCAUGGUGGUCAUGCAUCCGUUACCGCGAAUUUUCGAGAUCAGCACCGAAUUCGACACGGAUCCACGGGCUGCAUAUUUCCGACAAGCUGAAUACGGAAUGUACGUUCGAAUGGCUUUGCUGGCUAUGGUAUUGGGAAAGUCGUCUUGAGUUGACUAUUUGUAGAGUAUAUCGAAAUUAGGUUAAGAAUCAAAUAAAGUUUUGGCAAAAGUAUUGUA
This is a messenger RNA of Bradysia coprophila, 7081 nucleotides long. RefSeq names its product carbamoyl-phosphate synthetase 2, aspartate transcarbamylase, and dihydroorotase rudimentary (gene r). The record is from RefSeq and is a predicted model, not a curated record. Gene Ontology annotation, biological process: L-glutamine metabolic process; 'de novo' pyrimidine nucleobase biosynthetic process; L-arginine biosynthetic process. Lineage: Eukaryota; Metazoa; Arthropoda; Insecta; Diptera; Sciaridae. Gene Ontology annotation, cellular component: carbamoyl-phosphate synthase complex; cytoplasm. Gene Ontology annotation, molecular function: aspartate carbamoyltransferase activity; carbamoyl-phosphate synthase (glutamine-hydrolyzing) activity; amino acid binding.